CCGAACAGCGCUGCUGCGGCUGCCACCCCACCCCCACCGCAAGCGCCGACUGCGUUCUAGUGCGCGCGCGUAAAAAUUCUCGCGUCUCUAAACGCGCGAGCGUGUCGCGCGCGCCGAACCACUCCUUUCGCCUUGCGAUUUGGCACGAGCUAUACCGUAUAUUGGCUCCAUUGGCUGCGUAUACGUUUGCAUCGCUGUUGUACCAGACUGUGCGGUGUGUGUUGUUAUGAAAGCCUACCCGUAGUGUUCGUCGCGGGCAUCUUGUGCCCUAGCGCCGUUGAUGCCCUUCCCCGGUACCGGCGCCGUUGAUUGGCGCUUGUCGCUCCUACCACUGCUGCUGAAGGAAUACUCGCCGGAGGAUUAACGGCGCCGCCGGCUUCCUCAUGUUCGCCGGCUGGCUAUCGCCCGUGGAGAUCAAACAGAUCCUGAUCGUGGUGUUGGUGCUGAACCUGCUCUUCUGGAUGGUGGUAAUCCUGUGGCGUGUGUACAUCCUCAAGCGGGCGCGGGACCAGAUACGACGCCAGCGGCGCCAGGCGGCCGAGGCCUUCGCCAACCCGUCGCUGGUCACGUGCGAAGGAACGGUUACCCUGCCCGCGGCGACCUCCCGAGAUGGCCGCGAGAGGCCGUUCGUGUUGGCGACGCCUCGCAACGAGCUGCCGCCUCCCUACGACGAGGCCAUCAAGUAUCCGUCCCUGGACUGGACAAACUCUGGCUGCGAGCUGCCAACCCUGCGCGUCCCUGUCCCGGGCAGUGGCGGAGGUGGAACGGGGCCCGGGCUCCCUGCACCUCAACAGGCGCUUCCCGAGCCUAGCAGACCUCCGGUUCCACCAAGGCCCAGCCGAGCGGCGCCUGCGAGGCCUAGUGUCCAGGUGGACUCGUCGGCCCCGUCCGACCCGGCCGUUCUGCCCACCUACGAAGAGCUACAGAGACGGGGCACUGUUCCUAAUCCAGAAAUAGUGCUGACCGUUGGAAGCCACAUGAGAAACCAGAGCGCCUGAACCGGGUGCCACGGUGAUCCUGCGGCCUACAGUGACUGUGCGCGUCGGCUAACAAAGCCGAAUGUGCGGUGCAGAAAGGUGUUUUGUAGGUGCUCUGCUGAUCUCAAGUGUUUAGGACGUUCUCGUUCAGUAGACAUUGAUUCAUCUAUAGCUUCACCGCAGGUCGGCUUCGACAAACAGGGUCCCAGGCUGGGAGGAAACUGAGAACAUGUUGCUCCAUGCUCGCAGGCGUGGUUCUAGUCAUGAAUUCGAUUGGCGAUGCCACGUACGUAGAGUCCGAACAAACAACACUAUCACCUACCGGUAAAAGCGGUGGCCGUUUUUCGGUCUCUAAGGAGCAGCGGGAGUAACGACAAGAAACGUACAACGUCGCAUAACAAUUUCGGAAACAGCCCUCCCCCGUCCAAGCUUGCACGGUGUGGCCAGACGCUUUACGUUCUGUAGGCACGUGGUCGAUAUACGUAGCUGUAUAUUGCUCCUGGAAACAGAAUGAUACAUUGACAAAUUUCUCGUACUAAUUUCAUGGUGCAGGCUAGUAAAGAGAGCGACAAUCUGGAUUACGACAGAAGUUGAAAGAACAACCAAAAGUUGACAAUAUCAAAAUAAGGCAUGAAUGUCUUCCGAGCUUCUUGAGCUGUCUUUGCAGCUGCAUGCGAACUUUCACAGUGCAGAAUUUUGCGCACCGCAAUCGCUAAGCAUGCGCCGGCGGCAAGACAAACUGUUUUCGUGCCAACCGACGCAAGAGUUACGUGCAAUAGGUUCAACUUUGAAAAGGCAAUUAAAUAAUGCUUCAAGCUAUAAUAGCUACAAAGCCACAAGUGUAGGUCUAAUUCACACCUUGCAAGGCCCUCGUGGUGAAUGGCUUACACCUAAAGCCAUUCUGCCCGUACUACAGUGAUCCGUUGUACGGCAGAAGCGGGGCAUCGAGUAGAUGUCAAGUUUUGUGUGCUCGCGGUCGCGUCAUUGACUGAACUGUGUGCAGCGAAAACCGACGUGCCUUAUCGUUAACUCUUUCGGCGAAGAACCGAAGUCCAAGAAGAAGAAAUGAACACGAACUGGUUUAUGUCAUUCUCGUGCUCCUAGAAUUGCCAAAGAGGUACUUGUUUGUCUGAA
Molecule: messenger RNA, 2111 nt
Organism: Dermacentor albipictus
Lineage: Eukaryota; Metazoa; Arthropoda; Arachnida; Ixodida; Ixodidae
Source: RefSeq, a predicted model, not a curated record